Fraxinus pennsylvanica is the source of this 2028-nucleotide messenger RNA. The record is from the annotation of a GenBank genome assembly. Lineage: Eukaryota; Viridiplantae; Streptophyta; Magnoliopsida; Lamiales; Oleaceae.
AUGGGUGGUUGUUUAAGCAAGAAGAGCACCAGUGCUUCUUCUCCUAAUGCACUUCUAAAGCCACCUGAAGAAGUUAAAUCUGAUACCCAAGUGGAGAAGAAGAAGGCAGAAGAAGAAACUGUAAAGAAAGAGAUUUUUAUCAUAAAACACAGGAAGAGCCAUGAAAUCGAAAGGCGGUUUGAAGAUGAAGAAAACAAAGCCAAGAAUGGUGAAUUGGUGAAUAGUUAUGGGAUUAUGGGAGCAGCACCAGUGAGGACUUCAAGUUGCACAAAAGAAGAGUUGGAUGCCAUUUUAAUACAAUGUGGUAGGCUUAGCCGGAGUUCAUCUACAGGGAAGGCUGCAAUUUCGGGUUCCGUUGGAUCGUCUGAAAAUGGUAUUAGUAAUCUUCAGAACGGGAGAAAAUGUAUUGGUUCUAAGAGGAGUUUUGAUUUUGACAAUGAGAAUGGUAGGGAGGGACAAAGUACUGAUGAUAAAAAUGUUGUUAAUGGUGAUGAUAGUGGAAUGGUAGGAGAGAGAGAGAGCCGCCAUAGACGCCGGCCCAGCCAGGCCGCGGAGGCUGGGUCCUCAUCUCAGGGGGGGAGGAGGAGGAGGACGCCGAGUAGAGAAAGGAACCAGGCGGAGCAGAAGCCACGAUCGGGCAGUAGAGAAAGAGACGGCAGUGGCAGUGGUGGAAGGAGGGUCAGUAGAUCUCCUGGUCGAAGAUCUGAAUCUCCAAUUACUAGUUCUAGUUGUGUUAAUUCCUCGUCUGCCAAUGCGAAUGGUGAUAGAGGCAGCCGGCCUGGUAAAAUGGUUUCGGUGCCUGCUACUGUUUCGCCUUUGGCGAUGGAUAAGAGUAAUAAUGCUGGUGGUGGUGAGCCUAAUUCAACUACUGCUGUUAAAAGGAUCCAAGUGAAGAGGAAUGUGGGUGUUGAUGGAGCUGCUGGUUCGAGGGCUAGUGCAUCUCCUCGUACGCAAUCCCCAGCAAGGGCAAAUGCUCGAGUUUGUAAUGAGAAUCAGAACAUUAAUUCGGGUCAGAACCAACAGCAGCUAGUGUCCUUGAGCCGAAGCAAUUCAAGGAAGGCAGAGCAUUCUCCUUACAGAAGAAAUCCCCUCGGUGAAAUCGACACCAAUGUCAUUGCGGAACACAUGCCCUCUUCGCCUGGAAUUAAGACAAAGAACAACAUUCUGUCACAGGCUCCUGUGCAGAAGCCAAAUGCUGAUAAUAACAGAAGGGCAAAGUACAAACCUGAUAACAGUUUAACGAAUGUGAAUUGCAAAGCCAAGGAGAGGCCACAGCUGAUGGCUGAAGAAACUACAGGAGCAUAUGGACUUGCAAGUAGUGUUGCACUGAAUGUCGUUACUUCAGGAACCGAACAACUCAAACCCCUUGCGAAAACUAGAAGCAGAUCCUCUAGGUUAUCUCGAGACCUCGACAUCAAACUUGAAGAGCUGUCUAAUCCUACUCCAUCCUAUACUGCACUAUUGCUAGAAGACAUUCAUAACUUCCACCAAACAAAUAAUACGCCCCCUACCUUUUCUCUCCCACCAUGUUUGACUAAAGCCUGUUCUAUCCUUGAAGCAGUUGCUGACCUCAACUCCACUACUAGUUCAAAUUUGUCCAGUACUUUCUCAGACGAAAGAAGAAGAAACCCAGUAUCAGAGAACUUUACUAAGCGUGAUGGAAAGGACCCCAUUGUAAAAUCAAAGGUGGCUCUUUAUGAUGAUUUAAUGGAGCCAAGCUUUCAAAAAUAUGUGACUGUGAGGGAUACUGUGGGAGGAGAAUCAGAACAGCAGGAAUCCUCUGGCAGCAACAGUUUUAUUAGCAGUGAACGACACCAGGAUUCUUCUUCGUGGGAACCUAAUUCAGCUGAUUCAACUGACGGCUGGAAUUCCUCCAGGUCUAAUAGCAGGCAGACUGAUCGAAGUCCACUGGGAUUUCAGAGGCAUGCCCUAUCUGAAACUACCCAAGAUGUCGACUUUACUGGAAAAAACCUGAGCACAAAGAUGGAUUUUGAUUGUCCAAUGAAAUUGGAAGGAAAGGUCACAUAA